This is a messenger RNA of Branchiostoma floridae (Florida lancelet), 2298 nucleotides long. RefSeq names its product polyunsaturated fatty acid 5-lipoxygenase-like. The transcript has 12 exons. Gene Ontology annotation, biological process: hepoxilin biosynthetic process; arachidonate metabolic process; lipid oxidation. The coding region runs from base 1 to 2298 and encodes 765 amino acids. The record is from RefSeq and is a predicted model, not a curated record. NCBI's taxonomy places the organism in Eukaryota, Metazoa, Chordata, Leptocardii, Amphioxiformes, Branchiostomatidae. Gene Ontology annotation, molecular function: oxidoreductase activity, acting on single donors with incorporation of molecular oxygen, incorporation of two atoms of oxygen; metal ion binding.
AUGGAGCCCCAACCGCCGGUUUCCCUCAGCAAUACUUACACAGCUGUUACCAUGACAUCAGUUGGGGAGAAGGACACUGAAGUCAAGUUCGAGUGCACCUUCGACCUCAGCACGUCUCUAGGCCUGUCCGCUGUCCAGAAGAGCCAGAAGGAAGUGUACAUGUCGUGCAUCAACGGGCUCCAGCAGCUGUUCCCCUCCGAGGUCGGGACGCUAGAGGUCGUUGUUGUGAGUGCGUCAGAUCUGGCUCGGAGGAACAACAGCUUGUUUAAUGCCAGCCCGUAUGUGGUGAUUGCUGUGAACGACUUCAGGCCUGUGACCACCAAAAUCUGCCGCCGCACCCCAACCCCUGCAUGGGAUGAACGUCUGAUCGUACCAAUAACCUCCCGCACCAGGGUUAUUGUCUUCACCAUAAUGGAUCGGAAGAAGGUAGGACAAGACGGCGUCAUGGGCACAGCGAUGGUCAGCCUGGAUGAAGUCCCCUCAGACAAAGAGAAGAAACUGUCACUAGACGUACAGGGAGGAGGCACACUCAACGUCCGGCUGUACCUGAGGAUGCACGGCAAACCAAAGGAGGCCGUCGAAGAGGAUGACAAACUCGUCAAACAGAUCUCCAUCCCGUUCCUAACCCCGGUCUUCAAGGAAGAACUGGGCGCCAUUAAGGAAGAGUUCGCCAACCUCGUUAUUGGAUUCAUGGGAUCUGGACAGAAGUAUGAGCUCAGACCUCCAGCCCGGAUUCAGAGCCAUCCUGAUCUUGCCAUGGAGGAGCUUCCUGCCGAAUGUGUGCCUUUACCGACAGCUGAGAUGUUUUUUCCCAAGAAGUUUGGUCUGAUUAUGGAAAAAACAAUGAACUUUUUCCAAUCCCAGGCUGGGCUGACUAUUCGCCAGAUGGAAAGUAAGGGGAUGUGGAAUCUCUGGAAGGCCUACCUCGGUCGCUACAUGCCAGUCAACGAGAGGCUGAUCAAAGAGUGGCAGACUGACGAAGAGUUUUGUCGGCAAUACCUUCAGGGAACCAACCCGACAAUGCUGACAGUGUGUAAGGACAAGUCUCGGAUACCAGUCGAGAUGCUAGAUCUCAAGGCACAAGGCAAGACCACAUUGCAGCUCAUGGAAGAGAACAGGCUCUUCAUCGUGGACUACGCACCCAUGCUCGCAGCACCCAAAACACCAGGCAAAUGUUUCUACGCGCCUAUAGUGCUAAUGUACACUGAAAAGUUACCAGGCAGAGACGGUCGGCUGAAGAUACUUGGCAUCCAACUCACUAGCGAUAAAACCACGAACGAGGUGUACUCGCCAGAAACGGCCAAAACUCAUCCCAACAAGUACAUGUUCGCCAAGAUGCACGUGAUGGUGGCAGACAGCAAUGUACAUGAGUUCCUGACUCAUCUCGGCUUCACCCAUCUCACCAUGGAGCCGAUCGCAGUAUCCCUGCACACACACCUGCCACCAGACCACCCCAUCCACCGCCUGCUGCUGUCCCACUUCAAGGACACCAUCGGCAUCAACUACCUGGCCCGCCACACUCUUGUAUCUCGUAUCGUUCCACUCAUUGAACAUCUUUAUGCUGCGUCUACGGCUGGAGCGUUCAGGAUGAUCAUCAAUGAAUAUUCCAACUACAGUCUCAUGGAUAUGGCUUUUCCUGAAGAGCUGAAGCGACGUGGCUUUGACGAGUCAGGGUCGGAUGGAUUACAGGACUAUUUCUACCGUGAUGACGGCUUCAAACUGUGGAACAUCUACAAAACAUAUGUGAAUGGGGUAGUGGACAAGAUUUACGUCAAUGAUCAGGCUGUCGCUUCUGAUCAAGCUCUUCAGCGAUUCUGUCAGAUGAUUGAAGGUCCCGGACAGCUUCACGGGUUUCCUCGCGAGAUUUCCACCAAGAGGCUGCUCAUCGACUGCCUGACCAACAUCAUCUUUACAGUGAGUGCGCAGCACUCCGCCAUCAACCUACCCCAAUACGACUACUACUCCUUCAUACCCAACAGGCCGCCUACUUUGUCUCAGUGGAUGCCAGAUGGACCGAACGACAUGUUGGAGUCCACCAUACAUGACGCAUUGCCGUCACCUUCCCUGACUGCCCUACAAAUCGUACUGAUCUACCUUCUAAGUGUACCCAGCGAUAGCCCGCUGAUGGAGCUGGCAGCCAUUCGAGAUUUGUAUCCGGACGUCCACGAUGAGUUCAUCAAAGAAAUCUCCUGCCUGUCAGAGGAGAUCAAGGCUAGAAACAACCAGCUGGAGGCGGAGGGGAAGGUCCCGUAUCCAUAUCUGGACCCUGACAACGUCUCUAUCAGCAUCAAUGCCUAA